UGUCAAACGUCGGUAAUACAGUUGGCCAGAAAUUCAGUGAAUUUUCUCAGCGACAGUAAUUUUUUCUGUGAGAAUUUAAGUAGAAUAAUCGCAAGAAAUCCAUUAAUUAAAUUAAGGGAAUAUUAAAAACAAGUAAUCAAACAGAAAAUUAACAAAAUAAUGGCUCCAAAAGCAGGAAACGUUGCUCUUAAACCCAAAGGCCAAGCCUUCAAAGAUAAAUCUAAACCAGCCGAUGUUCGUCUAUCGAAUAUUCAAGCAGCCAAAGCUGUUUCCGAUGCCAUUCGCACCAGUUUGGGACCCCGCGGCAUGGAUAAAAUGAUCCAAGCCGGAAAUGGUGAAGUAUCCAUCACCAAUGAUGGUGCCACCAUUUUGAAACAAAUGAAUGUUUUACAUCCAGCUGCCAAAAUGUUGGUCGAACUUAGCCGUGCCCAAGAUGUUGAAGCUGGUGACGGUACUACCUCUGUUGUUGUAAUUGCUGGCGCUUUGUUGGAGGCUUGUGAAAAACUUUUGCACAAAGGCAUCCAUCCAACCGCCAUUUCCGAUUCAUUCCAACGUUGCUCGAACAAAGCUAUUGAGAUCUUGAACGAAAUGUCCAAGCCGAUUGAAUUGAAUGAUCGUGAAACUUUGAUUAAGAGUGCUUCCACGUCCUUGAACUCCAAGGUCGUCUCACAACAGAGCAGUUUAUUGGCUCCCAUUGCUGUCGAUGCUGUAUUGAAAGUCACUGAACCCGGCCGCGAAGGUGCCGUCGAUUUGAAAAACAUCAAAGUUAUUCAGAGUUUAGGCGGUACUGUUGAGGAUACUGAAUUGAUUGAUGGUUUGGUAUUCACCUCUCGUUCAGCUGGUACUAAUGCUCCCAAGCGUAUUGAAAAGGCCAAAAUUGGUUUGAUCCAGUUUUGUAUAUCUGCACCCAAAACUGAUAUGGACCAUAGUGUCAUUGUUUCGGAUUAUGCUGCCAUGGAUCGCGUUUUGAAGGAAGAACGUGCCUACAUUCUUAACAUUGUCAAGCAAAUUAAAAAGGCUGGCUGCAACGUUCUUUUGGUACAAAAAUCCAUUUUGCGUGAUGCUGUUUCCGAUUUGGCUCAACAUUUCUUGGACAAAAUCAAGUGCUUGGUUGUCAAGGAUGUCGAACGUGAGGACAUUGAAUUUGUUUGCAAGACUUUGAACUGUCGUCCCAUCGCUUCUUUGGAUCAUUUUGUUGCAGAGAAUCUCGUCAAUGCUGAUUUGGUUGAAGAGGUUGCCAGUGGCACUAAUAAAUUUGUUAAGAUCACUGGAAUUCAAAAUCCUGGUCGCACGGUCUCCAUCAUUUGCCGUGGUUCCAACAAAUUGGUUUUGGAAGAAGCUGCUCGUUCAUUGCAUGAUGCUUUAUGUGUUGUACGUUGUUUGGUUAAGAAACGUGCCCAAAUUGUUGGUGGUGGUGCUCCCGAAAUCGAAAUGGCUUUACAAUUGGCCGCUUAUGCUCAAACUGUAGAAGGUGUUGAUGCUUAUUGUUUCCGUGCUUUUGCUGAUGCUUUAGAGGUUAUUCCCUCCACUCUGGCCGAAAAUGCCGGCUUGAAUCCCAUCGCCACCGUUACAGAAUUACGCAACCGUCAUGCCCAGGGUGAAAAGCACGCUGGUAUCAAUGUACGCAAAGGUGCCAUCACUGAUAUUUUUGCUGAAAAUGUUGUCCAACCCGCAUUGGUUAGCAUUUCAGCCAUUUCCUUGGCCACCGAAACUAUACGCUCGAUUUUAAAAAUCGACGAUAUUGUCAAUACUAUUUCUUAAGUUUUGCCCUUAAUAAGUAACUUUUUACAUCUACUCCACACUACUACUACUUAUUACUUUAACCAACAAAACUCAACACAAAAAUAAACUCAUUUAUCUAUCUCUAAAAAUCAUUCACAUAAUAAUUUAUCAUAAAAAUUUUCUUGUGCUUUAGCAAAAAUUUGUUUUCUGCUUUAUUUUUAAACAUUAAAAUAAAAUGUAUUCUUUAUAUGUUAACAUUGUAUUCUAUGGCAUAUUUCAUUGUGCUAAGCCGGGUUUUAUUGUUAAAAAAAUGAUGUACUUGGCGCAUUUAAAACUUGUGUAAAAGUAAAAUUUUAAAAUGUUCACUCACCCCAAAAACAAAAUCUUUGAAUAAAAUUCACCAACUGAUCUGAAAAGAAACAAAAUAAUUUAAA
Molecule: messenger RNA, 2156 nt
Organism: Lucilia cuprina (Australian sheep blowfly)
Lineage: Eukaryota; Metazoa; Arthropoda; Insecta; Diptera; Calliphoridae
Gene: CCT4
Product: T-complex protein 1 subunit delta
Exons: 4
Coding region: 160-1761 (533 amino acids)
Biological process (GO): protein folding
Cellular component (GO): chaperonin-containing T-complex
Molecular function (GO): ATP hydrolysis activity; ATP binding; ATP-dependent protein folding chaperone
Source: RefSeq, a predicted model, not a curated record